AUGAAGGUCGCUUCUGUUCUUGGACUUGCCGGCCUGGCGGCCCUGGCGCAGGGUGCCAGAAUCGCCAGAGACUACGACAAGAACGACUACUAUGUACUGCACCUCGAACCGUCGGUGCAGCCUGGCGAUGUCGCCAUGCGCCUUGGCUUGACGCACGAAGGCCAGCUUGGAGAGCUUACCGACCACCACGUUUUCCGCGCCGAGAAGCAUGAGCGAGAUGUUGUCAGAGAUGAGGUUCGGGAGCGAAGGAGGAGGAAGCGAGACAUUGGCGGGUACGAUGUCCUGGACGGAGUCCUUUUGACCACCAAGCAAAAGGCUCGCAGCCGUCUGCAAAAGCGAAUCAUUCCGCCACGCCCACCCAUGGAUUUGAAUCCCCGUUCUCCUCAGAAGCCGGACGAUACGGCGGUCCGUACACAAGAGAAUGUCAUGAGGGACUUGAGCAUUGCCGACCCGAUAUUCAAGGAUCAAUGGCACCUGUUCAACACGGUGCAGCUUGGCCAUGACGUUAACGUCACUGGGCUCUGGCUCGAGGGCAUUACCGGCAAGAAUGCGACUGUGGCCAUGGUCGACGACGGCCUGGAUAUGUACAGCCGAGACUUGAAAGACAACUACUUUGCCGAAGGUUCUUGGGAUUUCAAUGACAACGACCCGGAGCCGAAACCAGAACUGUCGGACGACAGGCACGGAACGAGAUGUGCUGGUGAGAUUUCUGCGGUGCGCAACGAUGCGUGCGGCGUUGGCGUUGCAUACGACUCCAAGAUUGCAGGCAUUCGAAUUCUGAGCAGCCCUAUCAGCGAUGCAGAUGAAGCCGAAGCCAUGAUCUACAAGUAUCAAGACAACCAAAUCUAUUCAUGUUCAUGGGGACCUCCGGACGAUGGCAGAUCCAUGGAAGCCCCUGAUGUCUUGAUUCGACGAGCUAUGCUCAAGGGCGUCCAAGCGGGUCGUGGAGGCCUUGGCUCGAUCUACGUCUUUGCUAGCGGUAACGGUGCAGCCAGCGGUGACAACUGCAAUUUUGAUGGAUACACCAACUCCAUCUACAGCAUAACAGUCGGUGCAGUCGACCGUGCUGGCCAGCACCCAUACUAUUCGGAGCACUGCUCUGCCCUGCUAGUUGUCACUUACAGUAGUGGUGGCGGUGAUGGCAUUCACACAACCGAUGUUGGAGAAAACGCCUGCUACGGCAUGCAUGGUGGUACAUCUGCCGCGGCACCCCUUGCCGCAGGUAUUUUUGCCUUGGUCAUGCAAGUUCGCCCGGACCUGACUUGGCGAGAUCUCCAAUACCUUGCUAUGGACACAGCCGUCAAGCUUGAUGACCAGACGGAUGCUGAGUGGCAGAACACUGCUGUUGGAAGACAGUUUAGCCACACCUUUGGCUAUGGCAAGAUUGACUCUUACGCUCUCGUUGAAAAGGCCAAGACGUGGAAGAAGGUGAAGCCCCAGGGCUGGUACUUUUCUCCCUGGCUGCACAUCAAGAAGGACAUCCCCGAAGGCAACGACGGGUUGGUCGUGAGUUUUGAUGUGACUCCCGAGAUGCUCAAGAAGGCCAAUUUGGCUCGCCUGGAGCACGUCACUGUCACCAUGAAUGUUGAGCAUACUCGACGUGGCGAUUUGAGCGUGGAUCUGGUCAGCCCUGAGAACGUCAUCAGCCAUAUUUCCGUCGCCCGUAAGCAGGACAACUUCAAAGGUGGUUACGAUGACUGGACGUUUAUGAGUGUCGCCCAUUGGGGUGAGUCUGGCGUUGGCAGAUGGACACUUGUUGUCCGAGACACUGAGGUGAACAACGAAAAGGGCAAAUUUAUUGACUGGCACCUCAAGCUCUGGGGUGAGAGCAUUGAUGCCAGCCAGGCCAAGCUUUUGCCUAUGCCAUCAGAGGAUGACGAUGCCGAUCACGACCAGAUCCUGUCUACUGUAUCAGGUGCAGCCUCAACGAAAACCAACGCAGCAACAAGCUCAACUAAGACGGCGGCUGUCGUGACUAACCCUACCGAUCACCCUGUACGACCGACAAAACCUGGAGCCAAGCCCACAGAGUCAACAAAGCCUCAAGAGGGCCCUGUGGAUGACAAGCCAUCCGACACCGAGCACGAGGCCGCAACUGGCACCGAAUCUGCUCAACCAUCCAGCACAACCAGCGCGUCUUCAUCGUGGGUUUCCUGGCUUCCGACCUUUGGAACGAAGGCCAAGAUCUGGAUCUAUGGCGCAAUUGGCCUGAUUGCCGCUUUCUGCUGCGGCCUCGGUAUCUACCUCUAUAUCGCCCGCCGCCGCCUCCGCAACAACUCCCGCAACAACUACGAAUUUGAGCUCCUCGACGAAGAGGAGACUGAAGGCUUGAAUAGCGCGGAGAAGGGUCCCAAUGCGGGCAAGAAGACCCGACGAACUCGUGGCGGAGAGCUCUACGAUGCCUUUGCAGGUGGUAGCGACGAUGACGACGAGUUUGAUGAGUACAGGGAUCGAUCGGCCGAUAGGUUGGCGGGUCACAAUCCUGAUGAGCCGGAGCACUAUGCCGUUGGCGAGGAUAGUGAUGAUGACCAUAUUGAGGAAAAGCAAAGACUACGGGAUUGA
This is a messenger RNA of Trichoderma harzianum CBS 226.95, 2562 nucleotides long. RefSeq lists its product as hypothetical. The coding region runs from base 1 to 2562 and encodes 853 amino acids. Lineage: Eukaryota; Fungi; Ascomycota; Sordariomycetes; Hypocreales; Hypocreaceae. Gene Ontology annotation, biological process: protein processing. Gene Ontology annotation, cellular component: Golgi membrane; trans-Golgi network. Gene Ontology annotation, molecular function: serine-type endopeptidase activity. The transcript is spliced from 3 exons. The record is from RefSeq and is a predicted model, not a curated record.